Daucus carota subsp. sativus is the source of this 2189-nucleotide messenger RNA. Its product is annotated as probable glycerol-3-phosphate dehydrogenase [NAD(+)] 1, cytosolic. Gene Ontology annotation, molecular function: glycerol-3-phosphate dehydrogenase [NAD(P)+] activity; NAD binding. The record is from RefSeq and is a predicted model, not a curated record. Gene Ontology annotation, cellular component: glycerol-3-phosphate dehydrogenase (FAD) complex; cytosol. Gene Ontology annotation, biological process: carbohydrate metabolic process; glycerol-3-phosphate catabolic process. Lineage: Eukaryota; Viridiplantae; Streptophyta; Magnoliopsida; Apiales; Apiaceae. The coding region runs from base 508 to 1893 and encodes 461 amino acids. The transcript has 5 exons.
GACCCAAGUCAUUGAUUUCACCGCCUCUGCAAAAUCUGACAAAUUUUCAUAGAGGUGGCGUCCUGCCCUUUCUUUUACUUUAUUGUCAUCUGCCAUUUUGUUUGGUGAAAUUGUUUAACAACAAAUGCCUUUUGGACUGUGUAUUCAAUGUUGCUAUUUUAUUUCUUUCUUGAAUCUUGAUAUUGUUUGUGUUUGUUUUGAUUCUAUCUUUUGAUACCUUGUGAUAGUAAAGUUUAGAAAUUUACAUGUUGGGGUUGUAUUAUUUGUGUGUGUUUAGAUUUAGGUGAAACUGAAAUUCCCAUUUUAAGUAUCAGUAUAUUAGCAAUUGUGAAGUUGGAUUGUGCUUUGCCAACUUAAUUUUUAGCCUAAAAUCAAGAUUUGAUUUGGGGUUUCUUUGUAAUAGUUUGAUAAACAAUUUAAAGUUUCGAUUUUUAGUUAGUUGGGGGUUUAAAGGAUUGGUGAAAGAAGGUUUCUGUGUGGACUUGGUUGUUUGUUAGAUUUGUGGAGAUGGUUGGGACAAAUGCGGCAGCUAAGGGCUGUGUGGAGUCGAAUGGUUCGGGUCAAAAUGGAUUUGCGGAGCAGAAAGUUGAUGAUUUUCGUCGGCUUUUGGGAAAAGCAGAUGGUGAUCCUUUGAGGAUUGUAGGUGUUGGGGCGGGUGCGUGGGGUAGUGUGUUUACAGCAAUGUUACAAGAUGGGUAUGGUCAAUUUCGUGAGAAGGUUCAGAUUAGGAUAUGGAGAAGGCCAGGGAGAGCUAUUGAUAAAGCUACGGCUGAACACCUUUUUGAGGUGAUCAAUUCAAGGGAAGAUGUGCUACGGAGAUUGAUUAGACGAUGUGCGUACUUGAAGUAUGUGGAAGCGAGGCUAGGUGAUAGAACGUUAUAUGCAGAUGAAAUUUUGAAAGAUGGGUUUUGCUUGAAUAUGAUUGACACUCCACUUUGUCCUUUGAAGGUUGUCACCAACUUGCAGGAGGCUGUGUGGGAUGCUGAUAUAGUCAUCAAUGGUCUGCCAUCAACUGAGACUAGAGAGGUGUUUGAAGAAAUUAGUAAGUAUUGGAAGGAAAGAAUAACGCCACCAGUCAUCAUUUCCUUGGCAAAGGGUAUAGAGGCUGCAUUGGACCCUGAACCCUACAUAAUAACUCCAACUCAGAUGAUCAACCGAGCAACUGGAGUACCAAUGGAGAACAUAUUAUACCUAGGAGGACCUAAUAUUGCAUCAGAGAUUUAUAAUCAUGAGUAUGCUAAUGCUCGGAUAUGUGGAUCCGAGAAGUGGAGGAAAGCGCUGGGGAAAUUUUUGAGGCAACCACAUUUUAUUGUGUGGGAUAAUGGUGACCUUAUCACUCAUGAAGUUAUGGGUGGAUUGAAAAAUGUCUAUGCCAUUGGAGCUGGCAUGAUAGCUUCUUUGACCAAUGAGAGUGCAACAAGCAAAUCGGUGUACUUUGCACACUGCACAUCAGAGAUGAUAUUUAUAACUCAUCUUUUGUCAGAAAACCCAGAAAAACUAGCAGGUCCUUUAUUGGCCGACACUUAUGUGACAUUGUUAAAAGGUCGUAAUGCAUGGUAUGGCCAAAAGUUGGCAAAAGGGGAACUAAGCCUAGAUAUGGGUGAUAGCAUCAAGGGAAAAGGAACAAUUCAGGGUGUCUCUGCUGUAAAGGCCUUUUAUGAACUACUUAGUCAUCCUCGUCUAAGCGUCUUAAGUCCUGAAGAGAACAAGAAUGUUGCUCCAGCUGAGCUCUGUCCCAUACUGAAGACAUUGUAUAAAAUGUUAAUAGUCAGGGAGCUACCACUAGAUGCGAUCCUUCAAGCCUUAAGAGACGAAACAAUGAAUGACCCUCGAGAACGUAUUGAGAUUGCUCAGACCCAUGCUUUCUAUAUUCCAUCACUACUGGGGCAGUAGUGGGUAAAGAUUGCCUCUUACUCUCACACACAUUCAGCCUUCUCUGUUCCCCACAUGCAAUGUUGUUCGCUUUUUUAGGAUUACGGUUUUUGUAGUAGUAACUGUAUAAGAGAGUAUUUAUAUGUUACUAGGGGUGGACUAUCAGACGAUGUCUUAAAAUUUUCAUCAGUCAGCUAUGUUUGUUGUAACACUUUAGAGAUUUAGAGAAUUGCAUCAUGCUUGUAGUUACACUUGCUAGAGUACAAACUGAAUAUUAGCUAUGUAUGUUUACAAUAAUACCAUUUUUAAUUUGGCAA